AUGGAGAAUGGAAUUCUGCGAGUAAGAGGCCGUAUUGGAGCAUCCGCCGCACCAAGUGACACGAAGAGACCUGUGAUACUUGAUGGUCGUCACCCAAUCACAAAACUGCUUGUUCUACGGGAGCAUUGCUCUGCGGGACAUGCCAAUAGAGAACGAGUGACCAACGACCUACGCCAACACUAUUGGAUCAUUCACCUUCGACUCACGGUACGAGCCAUAGAAAAGAACUGCGCCUUUUGUCGAAGAAGGCGAGCAAUGCCGACAACCCCAGCAACAGGAGACCUUCCACUUGCUCGCAUGAACCCUUUUCACCGUCCCUUUACCAACUGUGGGGUGGACUACUUCGAGCCAAUGAUGAUCAAGAUAGGGCGCCGGCGAGAGAAGAGGUGGGGUGCACUUUUCACUUGCCUCACGUCACGCGCCGUACACAUCGAGAUCGUCGCGUCACUCUCAACGGACUCAACAAUCAUGGCAUUGAGAAGGAUGGCAGCACGCAGGGGUUGGCCGCGACUCAUGUACUCAGACAACGGCACCAACUUCCGCGGGGCAGACCAAGAACUCCGUCUGGCAUAUAAAGAAUGGCUCCCAAAACUACAAGACGAAGGGUUGCUGCAUCCCCUGGCGCGCCAAACCAAGGCGGCGCGUGGGAGAGGAUGGUAA
Molecule: messenger RNA, 660 nt
Organism: Coccinella septempunctata (seven-spotted ladybird)
Lineage: Eukaryota; Metazoa; Arthropoda; Insecta; Coleoptera; Coccinellidae
Exons: 1
Coding region: 1-660 (219 amino acids)
Molecular function (GO): nucleic acid binding
Source: RefSeq, a predicted model, not a curated record